CUUAACUAUAUAACCAUCGAGACCAUUCUGUUUCAACAAUUUCUAAGAAUAUUUACUCGCACAAUAAAGUUUCAUUCUUUCGACCCCCGAUUGUUCGCAAUAUGUCAUCCGCAGAUGCCAGAGCUUUGCAGCUCCGACAGCUUCAUACCCCCGGCAAACCCAUCGUUUUUGCCAAUGUCUACGAUCCUGCGACAGCUAAAAUUGUUGCAUCCAACCCCUCCUCGGCAGCACUUGCUACUGCUAGCUUUGCAGUGGCUGCUGUCCACGGCCUAGAUGACGAUGAUAUGGACCUAGAGACCAACGUAGCCGCGGUGAAGCCCAUUGCAACAGUAGCAAUCAAGCACGGCAAGCCUCUGACCGUUGACUUACAAGACGGAUACGGCGACCGACUCGAAGAAGCCAUCGAACAGAUCAUCAUCGCCGGUGCUUCUGGCUGCAAUUUGGAAGAUAGAGAUAACACGACAGGCAAGCUCUUCCCGUUGGAUGUGGCAGUCGACCGAGUGCGCCGGACGUUGGCAGCCGCCGCGAAAGCCGGAGUGCCCAACUUCGUUCUCAAUGCUCGAACGGAUGCUGUUAUGGCCAACAAUGACAUUGAAGAUGCCAUUGUUCGCGGAAAGGCCUUUCUUGAGGCCGGCGCAACCACAGCCUUUGUUUGGGGCGGUCCUCGGCGCGGUUUGACUCGAGAUGAAGUUGUUAGAUUAUCGAGCGCUUUCGGCGGCAGGCUGAAUGUUAUUGCUGCUGAGAACGGACUGACGAUUCAAGAAUUAGCGGACAUUGGAGUAGCAAGGAUAAGCGUUGGCCCUCGUUUGUGGAGAAAAGCAACAGCAGCAUUUACAGAAUCAGCAAAUGAGCUUUUAUGCCAGUACCAGGCCAUGAAGUCGCAUGCGGAGUAAACCUAGAAAUUUAUCUGCAUCCCACAAAUACCUUGGACUUGCAUGCAUCGAUUUAUUUAAGAACAGCAAUAAAACAGGUCCUUGAUCCGUAUCUAUCUUCUUUUAGCCCUCUAUCCUAUGGUCAACUAAAUACAUCUUGAACGGAUUAAUAUGCCUUUCAAUCUUCUCGAUAGACCUGGUGUAGCACUUUUGGGGAACAUUUAUUUUCAUCUGAAACUAAAGACCAAGAGGUUAUACUGCAAGUAGUUUUCAAUCUAUAGGACUUUGGAAAAGUG
Molecule: messenger RNA, 1168 nt
Organism: Coccidioides immitis RS
Lineage: Eukaryota; Fungi; Ascomycota; Eurotiomycetes; Onygenales; Onygenaceae
Product: carboxyphosphonoenolpyruvate mutase
Exons: 1
Coding region: 102-893 (263 amino acids)
Molecular function (GO): catalytic activity
Source: RefSeq, a predicted model, not a curated record